This is a messenger RNA of Pelagomonas calceolata, 1346 nucleotides long. The record is from the annotation of a GenBank genome assembly. Lineage: Eukaryota; Pelagophyceae; Pelagomonadales; Pelagomonadaceae.
ACACGCAUGCAUGCAUAACGCGGCGACAACGCCUCGCACAAGUACCUAGCGACGAAGAAGAGCUCACGCAGCGCUCACAGACACCAUUUCUGGGCCGUGGACGCGUGCACGUCGCUUGCGGCGCCAAAACCGCUGCGCCUCAGGACCAGAUCUAGCCAUCCAGCGCGUACGCCGCGAUGCGUCGACCACUGCUCCCGCUCCUGCUGGCCGCCGCGGCCGGCUGGCAGCCCCCGAGACGCGCGCCGACGCCACACGUCACUGAACCCGUCGGCUGGAGACACGCGCGCCGCCACCGCACGCGACUCAACCUCCAGCCCCCGACCGAGGCGCCGCCGACGACGGCGCGCGAGGGCUGGUUCGGCUUUGGAGACGACGACGACGGCGCGUUGCUGAGCAAGGCCGAGAACUGGUUCAAGCCCAAGAACCAUUAUACGGUCGAGAAGGGCGACACGUCGCACUACGCCGUGCUGGGCGUGGACCGGGACGCCACACCACAACAGAUCAAACGGGCUUAUAGGACACAGUCCAAGACCUGCCACCCCGACGUCGACCCGAGUGACGCGGGGCGCGCGCGUUUUGAUGCCGUGACGCUCGCCUACGAGACGUUGAAGGAUGCGAAGAAGCGCGACGCCUACGACGGCGCGCUCCAGGUCGAGCGCAUCGCGGCCGACGCCGAGGCCUGGAUCGAUUCCGUGGCCGUGCCCUUUUUGCGGGACAGCGCCAUGCCCACGUUGUCAGAUUUCACGAAGAAUGUGGAAAAGGCGACGGAGAACGUGACCCUCGCCCAGGCCGCGGCCGCCGCGGCGGGCUUCGUGGUCGCCGGGCCCGUCGGCGCGGCCGCGGGCGUCGCGGCGCAAAAAGUCUACGCGGAGAAUAUUGAUGACGUGCCUGUUGUGCCGAAGCCGGCGCCGACGGCGAACGCGACGAACGCGACGAAGACGCCGCCGCGCCGCCGCGGGCCCGCGUCGACGGCCGCGGCCGGCGCCGUGGGUUUUGUCGUGGCCGGGCCCAUCGGCGCGGCGGCCGGCGUCGCCGCGGAGCGCUACUCGCGCCGGACGUCGACGACGACGACGUCGUCUUUAUAUGAUGCGCCCGGCGCCGCGGCCCCGCCCGUGGCCGCGCCGGCGCCGGCGCCGGUCCCCGUGCCCGCCGAGAGCGGCAAGCUCCCGCGGCGGCGGCGGGUCCGCGCGCCUUCAUCAGAUUCGGACGACCACCUCAUCCGCAUGACGCGGUCGGAGCUGCGGCGUACCUUGUUGCGGCGCGGCGUCCAGGCGACGGGGUCGAAGGCCGAGCUCAUCGAGCGCAUUCGUGCGCUGCCGCCCGAGGAGGAGGGUAAUAAGUCGUAG